GAAGCGCAGUCCGUCAGAUUGCAUAUAUCCAUGAUAGAACGUAUCAACUGACGUAAAACCCGAAAAUAUAGGCGUAUUACGGUGAGCGUGAUCCGGCCGGAUCAGGCCGAUUCCGAUAUUAUUUCCCUCGAAGUCGGCGGGGACAUGACGAUCGAACUCCUCAAAGCCAUCGUCGAAAGCGAGACGUCCAUCCCCCCAUCCGCACAACAGCUCGUCUACAACAACCAGCUGCUCGGGAAUGAUGCCCAGACUCUGGAACAGGUUGGGAUUGGCGAGGGAGACAUGUUGGGCGUUCACAUCACAUUGCGGGGUCCGCAGGCUCCCGCGCGGACUGCGCCCGGUCCCAGCAUGCCAGCCGCUCAGCAGAACCUGCAACGGAGGCCGCCCACGGCCCCUGACCCGGAAACCAUCCGGUUACAUAUUCUAGGCGACCCCCGGGUUCGCGAUGCGGUCCGACGACAAAACCCCGAACUCGCGGACGCCGCGAGCGAUCCGAAUCGGUUCCGUGAUGUCCUGCUCUCGCAGCAGCGGCGCGAGGCCCAGGUCGAGGCGGAGAAGGAGGCUCGGAUUGCCAUGUUGAAUGCGGACCCAUUCAACCCAGAUAAUCAGAAGCAGAUUGAGGAGAUGAUCCGCCAGAAUGCGGUGACGGAAAAUCUCCACAAUGCGAUGGAGCAUCAUCCAGAGUGUAGCGUUCGGUCGCGUCACGAUGCUCUACAUCCCCGUCGAGGUCAACGGUCACAAACUCAACGCGUUUGUCGACUCGGGGGCUCAGGUCACCAUCAUGUCCCCCGAGUGCGCGACCGCGUGCAACAUCAUGCGUCUCGUCGACCAACGUUACGGAGGCAUCGCCAAGGGAGUGGGCACGGCGACCAUCCUGGGUCGAGUCCAUUCGGCGCAGAUUCGGAUCGGAAGCCUGUUUCUGCCGUGCUCCUUCACCGUCAUGGAGGGGAAACACAUUGACCUCCUCCUGGGGUUGGACAUGUUGAAGCGACAUCAAGCGUGUAUCGACCUCCAGAAAGGAGCCCUCGUGAUCCAGGAUCAGGCCGUACCCUUCUUGGGCGAGGCGGACAUCCCGAAGCAUCUCCAGGACGAGUUUGAGGACGAGCCGAUGGUCAAGGGCGCCGACGGGGCCGAAGUCGGCGCUCGGACGGGAGCUGUGACCCAUCAGGCGGGAAACCAGCAGGGGCCCAGCGGCGCCACCGCAUC
Aspergillus campestris IBT 28561 is the source of this 1206-nucleotide messenger RNA. RefSeq names its product putative DNA damage-inducible v-SNARE binding protein Ddi1 (gene ddiA). The coding region runs from base 145 to 960 and encodes 271 amino acids. The transcript has 2 exons. Gene Ontology annotation, molecular function: protein binding. The record is from RefSeq and is a predicted model, not a curated record. NCBI's taxonomy places the organism in Eukaryota, Fungi, Ascomycota, Eurotiomycetes, Eurotiales, Aspergillaceae.